UUAGAUAGAAAAUAUGGAAUCUACUGGGGGAGAGGCGAGAAGGAAACAGUUAGUGAGACAGCUUGCUACAUCUAUAGAUAUUGAAGAUGACCCCGAACCAGAUUUUAGUGAUUCAAUCAUCCCUCUGCCUGGAAUCAGUCUACAGGAGAAACGACAUCUGAUUCAACAACAACAAUCUAGUUUACCAACAAAACCUGCAGUACACAGGGUUGUACCAAGACAAGCUUCAGUAGCGUCAUACCCAUUUCAUUCCAGAGUUACCUUGAUGCGAGAGAACUCCGGUUCCAUGCUAGAUAUCCCUGGUUUUCUAGGAACAUCCCUAGAUAUUGCAACUGUUCCAUUUUCUUCAGCCCAGAGGUUUGUAGCAACAUCUACUCCUGUAUCUGCUAAUGCAGCUGGACGUCAAAGAUUAAGGAUUGAUUUAACAAAGAAGCAGGUGGUAAAGCAGAAAAGUACAGAUGACGGGCGGAAGGGAACAAUGGUCUGUGUUCUACUUUGCCUCCUUAUACUUAUCAUACUAAUCAUUGGGAUCUUCAUAUCAAUAGACUUUCAGGACUCAGAGACCCACCAAGAUCUAAACAAAUCUCCCGUCAACAGAUCUUCAAUCAAUUCUGAAACAUUAAAAAAAUCCUUGAUAAAUCAUCUGAAUUCUGUAUCAUUCCACCCCUCUUCCACAUACUCCAGGCCAGGGUCAGAUAUCUCAUCGCCUUCUUUGGUUCCUUCAACCUCAGAAAGUUCUUCAACACUUGAUUCUUCUGAUUUGUUUGUUACUAAAUCCUUUCCAUCAAUGUCUCCUUUAAUAUCUACUACUUCAUCCCUUUCCAGUUCUUUGCUUCCCCUCUCCUCCUCCUCUAAUCGGUCUCCUUCCACAGUCUCUGCUUCCUCUCCCUCUUAUCCAGCAGUCUUUACUACAUUUUCAAAUAUGGCCUCUUCAGUUCAAACAAAGGAACUACACUAAAAACUCCCAGCUCAAAUGUACGCAAAUUGUGUAUAGUACUCUCUGGGAGGAAUGUAAACAUCAAACCCAGUGCUCCCAAAACCUGUGAAACGAAGCUUUAAAG
Molecule: messenger RNA, 1061 nt
Organism: Eurytemora carolleeae
Lineage: Eukaryota; Metazoa; Arthropoda; Copepoda; Calanoida; Temoridae
Exons: 6
Coding region: 14-958 (314 amino acids)
Source: RefSeq, a predicted model, not a curated record